Messenger RNA from Pyricularia oryzae 70-15, 3613 nucleotides. RefSeq lists its product as uncharacterized. The coding region runs from base 263 to 3379 and encodes 1038 amino acids. The transcript has 2 exons. The record is from RefSeq and is a predicted model, not a curated record. NCBI's taxonomy places the organism in Eukaryota, Fungi, Ascomycota, Sordariomycetes, Magnaporthales, Pyriculariaceae.
CUACGAGCCCGACUAAGCUUGCAGUCAGCUCUUUCUCCCAGCCGUCAAUCAAGUUUUUUUUUUUAUGAUGCGCCACAACUAGCAGAAGCAAUUGGCAAGCACAAAACCCAGAUUUUGAGGAGAGUUUUGCCUCAGAGAAGUGCGCGUGUGCGCGAAUAGCCUCACACAGCGCGGAGACCGCUGGCUGAGCGGGAGAGCUUGGCGAGCUUAGAAGCCCUCUCUCUCUCUCUCAUUCUGCACCGAUAAAAUUAUAAGUGCCAGGAUGAUGGACUCGGUUGACUACAACAACCUCCAAGCUGGACAAUGGACAGCCGCAGAGCCGCGAGCAAAAACGCCAAAUCCUGUCGAUCCCCCACCGCCCGUUCGCGCGAAUCAGUCGUCCAAACUUGACCGUCAGGUCCCCCGCUCUAAUGACUUAAUCCCCCGUUAUCCACCAGCACCCAGCGUUGAGGAUGAGGCUUCGUCCCUGGCCAAGGAACAUGCGCAUUCUCCCUUAACGGUCGAUGAGGAGGUUAAAUAUCGUGGAGAACUAGAGCAAAACCCGAUUCUUGUCCCGGUGCACGAGUCCAAUCCGGAGCGACGAUUUGUGCAUGUUGUCGGAGCCAAGUCUCCCAGUGAUAAUGAGUCCGACGACAGCCCCAAGAGAGGAGGCAGUGGUGGAGAGCAGGAAGAUGCAAAGCCAAGGCCGGAGAAUGAGGGCUACAAGGCCAAUACUGGUCGCAAGUACACUGUGCCCAGUGUGAUACCAGUUGUUCUAAAGCCUGCCGAAAAAGCAACGCCUCCAGAGGACAAGGUCGACACAGAGCGGAGGAGGCUGAGGAGAAGCCGCAGUGAACUGCCUCGCAUCGAGACUGAUGUACUCACGAGAGACCGGUCGCGAAACCGCUCCAGGGACCGGUCUAGGGAUCGAUCCAGGGAGCGCCGAAGAGCUGCAUCCCGAGCCGCAUCCCGGAAUCCGUCUGGCAGGAAUUCAUCUCGGGAACGGUCCCGGGAACGGUCUCGGGAACGGCAAAGGGCGCGAUCUCGUGCGCCAUCUCCAGUCAUCUCGAGGAGAAAGUCAACUGCUUUCAUCAAUCAGCGCCCCCGCACCGACUACUUUGAUUCCCCCAGCGACGCAUAUCUGUCACCAAACCCAACUGUCAUCAAGCACUCCACCAGGGGACGUGACAGAGCCUACUUUGACAUGAACCACAACACUCCAGCCAACGGCGAAAGGCCUCGCUCUACAGUCGUGCACAGUUCGACCAGGCCAAAAGUUUACGACGACAAGGAUGAAAAGCGGAGCGCAAUCUCGUACGAGAGAACAAAACACUACGAGGACUCCCCCAGACGCUCGGCUAACAACAUCGAAGUACCGAGACCGUCCAGGGGGUAUUCUGACAGAAGAUCGGAGAAGAAGUAUGACGAAUCUAGCCCCCGCACUAGCAGGAGGAAUAUCUCCCCACCACGCUCAGAUGGCCGCAGCAGAUAUUACGGUGGCGGAUCACCACCUCGUUCGGAUAGGAGAAGUUCGCCAACUCGUUCGGAGCGCUCGGUCAGGUCAGAGAGGUCGGAUAGGAGGAGAUCCCCGCCCUCACGAAGGUACUCUGAGCGGGAACGAGACCGAGAACGGGACCGCGAUCGUGAUCGUGACCGGGAGAGGGAGAGGGAACGUGUCAGGGACCGAGAAAAUCGGAACAGAGACCGGACUCGUGAGCCACCAUCGAGAAGCGAUUCAUACAAGAGCCAACGCUCAUCGCACAACAGCGAUGAAUCAAGCGAUGACUAUGCGAUCUCACUUCGGUCUGCACGAGGCCCGCGAGACAGCCGUGUGUCUCUAAUGAACGGCGAUCCGAAUUAUCUGCUCAGUCCAGACUCAAUAACUAGACCUUCCCUCAGCAGCAGAAUGAGCUCACGACGGGAAACUCCGCUGACAUCACCUCGGGGCUCAAUCGCCGGCAUGGAUACCCCUCCACUACCGAGCCCGCGCUCUUCUUAUACUUUCCCUCAGAUGAAGGAACGACGCCGAGGUGAUGAAGGUACCACGUCACCGUUCGCCCCUGGCCCUUCCUCACCGACCAAAGCAUCACCACAGACUCAGCAUGCGCAGGUACCUAGCCUUACUGCAUCGCUGAGCCUCCCUAUAGGCGCAACAAUGACAGCCGCUGGUGCCGUUGUUGCUGCAUCGGCUCUUACAAGUAUGCCAAAUGGAGCCAUCGAGCCUAUCGAGCGUAUGAAUACACCUAUGCCUCCACCAGCCCAGCGUCAGGAUUCGGCCUCGUCAAUUGGAUCAUGGCAGCAGUCCCCAUACAGCCCCCCUGCCGCGCAGCCUUAUGAAAACGGGAAUGGAGACCAGCAGGUUGUAUCCUUCAGACAGUACUCCGAAGAUGUCAGCGAGGGACGGGUGAACGAUCUGCCCGUAUGCCCUCGCCGGACACCUCAGGUCGGGCUGGCGGAUUGGCUCACGUUUCCGCAAUCUAAUAACUUCAACAUAUGCCCAGACUGUUACACGGGCGUAUUUGCGCAUACCGAGUAUGCGCAUAUGUUUGUUCCGGCACCAUUCAGGCCAAUGGACAAGCCUAUAGCAUGUGACUUUGGAAUUUCGGCCUGGUACCGCAUCGCCUGGCUCAUGAUGCGCAAAUCUGGCUUGCCAAACCUGCAGCUGCUACAGAACAUUGCUGUUGUCGACACCAGGAACCAGCCAUGCUCUGGUGAGAAACGAAUGACGCGAGUUUGGUUCACAGUUCGCAAUCCUAGGGACAACCGGCCCGUGGAACGUUUCCAAGUAUGCGGAUACUGUGCAGGUUCUGUUCAGAGCCUGUUCCCCAACCUCGCCGGCAUUUUUCAGCCGGUAGACCCCAAGGCCGAGCCCACAAAGGCGAUUUGCUCGUUGCACUUUUCCGCAGAGCGUCUACGCUUCCUCGACUACUUUGACCUGCUCGAAGAGACAUCAGACAGGGCCAUGACCCGCGGCUCGAUCCCGGACCUGCGCAGGCUCUACGAGAAGCUGCGACGGCUGAGCUUGGGCGACUGCGCGCGCGACGAGUACCUGACCGACCGCGAGUGGUACACCAUACGCAACUUUCCCCGCUUCACGGCGUGCGAGGAGUGCUUUGAGCAGGUCGUGCAGCCCGAGAUCGACAGGAGCAAUCUGCUCGCAAGGCAGUUCCUUCAACGGCCUCAGCGCGUGCGCCGGGCGGCCUGCCAGCUAUACUCGGCGCGGAUGCGUCGCCACUUUGCCGAGGCCUGCCGCGCCAACGAUCUCGACAGGCUCAUCCGUGUCGUCGAGGAGCGAGAGCACAUUGAGAAGGAUUGCAAGGCGCGCAUGGCGCACUACCAGGCCCAGAACCGCCUCGACAGGAUGGAAGACUACGAGAGGAAGUGGCAGAGGUAUGAGUGAAACAGGCAGAAGGAGUGAAAUUAUGAGAAUGCCCUUCAUGAAUUGGACGCUUCGGGGAUCUGAACAGCGUCUAUCGUAUAAAAAGCGACACAAAAUGGAGGCGGCAUUCUGUAUGUAGAAGUACUUUCACAUCUUCUUUUUUAUUGCGGUGGCAUAUCUGGGGCUUUCCUUCUUUCUUUGUAGAUUAGUUUGGGACUUUUUUUGGAGUGUAAAAUGAUGAUGAUGACCCAUGAG